UACAUUUACUAGCAUAUCCGGUAUGAAGCGCUGUCAAUAAGUCGAGUGUUUACACAACUUCAGUCGUCUGCUUUACAUUGAAAUGAGUGUGGAAAAUUCAAAGUGGAUCAAUAGAACACAUUAUUGGAAUAUGGGUACUUUUGGACUUAUUUCACACUCGAAUGGAGAACCGCACGACUUUUCUGCUUUAAAAUGGAGAAACGCACUGCUGAAAAGUGUUCUUUAAAAAUGGAAGAAAGGUCAAAUAUGUGCAGGAAGGAUGAAGUAUAACUUGCAUUUACAUAAUAUGUCAUUCCUUAUCAGAUACUCAAUUUGAAUUGAAACGGUCGCAAUGAUUGAAGGAAGAGUAUUGUUCAACGUUGUAAUUAAUUUAACUCAACGUUUUUGUUUCCGUUAAAUUCAAUAAUCUUUGCUUAUAAGCAACGUUAAAUUAUAAGUUAUGUCAACAUUUUCGCCGUUAUUUGUUUAUAUGAAUCGCUUACGUUGCUGAUAAAGUUUGACUUGUAAUAAUGGCAAUAACUUUGGAUGCGUAGCGUACUUUGCUGUAAGUUUGUUUCACCUUAUUAUUUGAUUAUUGUGAACGGUGUGGUACAUUAUUUAUAUAUAUAUGUUAAUAAAGAUACAUGUCUUUGCAUUUUAAAAGCAUGAUUUCACAAUAUAAAUUUUACUUAAAGACAUAUAUUUCAUUUUUUUUGCAUUGAUAUAUAAGUUCUAUCCAGCUUAUUGUUUGUGUAGUUGUUCCAUAUGUGUUCGCCUUCCUUUUUGUUGAAAAUGCGACAGAGAGUAUUGUGUGUUGUCCUGUUCUUGAUAUUAUCGCAAAUAGUAAUUUUGAUGAUUUUGUUUCCACUUCUAAAAAUACAAUACAAUCAAUUGUUUUACAAUCAUCGUCAUUACGUCAUCACGUUAAUUAUGGCAAGAAUACAACCGGAAGUUCCGCAGCACCAGUCGAGGACUCAAAUUUGAGGCCCAUGUAUUUCAAAAGCAAAUGCUCGACAAACAUGAAACUUAACAAAGAUAUGCUCAGCCAAGCAACCUGGAUUCCCGUUGACACCAGCAAUUCUACGUUCGUGUUUUCUGCUUACUACGAACACGCAGCCAAGCAUGUGGUACUCGUGGGGCUCAAAUCAAGUGAAGUUGUAGGUACAUGCCAACUGUGGUUCGCACACGGAAACGGGACGUUCGACAGAAUGGAAGAGAGUGCUUUAGAACUGUAUCAAGAUCUUACACCAUACAAUGGACAAAGAUAUGUUUCGUAUCUUUUCCGAUGUUCUUCGCCGAAUGGACAGCCAGCGUAUGCGUCAGUCGUCCAAACGAGCUGCCAACAACCGUCUAAACUGAUUGUUGUAAAAGUGUCCGAAACACCAAAGUCGUACAAACGAAAGUUUACGGCAUGCCUGAUGCCGUUGUUUGGAAAUUUCAGCGACGCUCAUUCGCUUGUGGAAUGGGUUGAACUAAAUCUCUUAUUAGGGGCAGAGAAGUUUUUUGUAUACGAUAAUUCAUCAGCUGAAAACAUACGUUGUGUUUUAAAAAUGUACGCGGAGCGAAACAUAGUCGAAAUUGUGCAAUGGCCAAUACCAGUUAAAGAUGUUCACUAUGUAGGACAAAUCGCGCAGCUUCAGGAUUGUUUGUUUCGCAAUAAACCAGAAUCUGAAUUUAUCGUUAAUGUGGAUAUGGAUGAGUUUAUAAUUCCCAGGAAGGACAACGUACGUACGUGGUCGGAUUUCGUAGCGAAUUCGAGUUCUGGAGCAUUUAUUUUUCGUAAUACAUUCUUUCUUAAGGAAACUUAUGACGAGAACAGUUCAAGCAAUGCAUUGGCGAAACAAUUUAAGCUAUAUUCGUUGCUGUUAUCGAAACAUGAACCAAAAGUCUGGGUGCAUGGGCAACGCUCAAAAUAUAUUGCUAGAACAUCGAUGGUAACAUGGCUUAGGGUGCAUGACGUCCUACAAUCGAGUUCGCAAAUAGACUUGGUUUCUGAAGACCAGGCGAUGUUGUUUCACUACCGGUACUGGGAAAACAAGAAUGUUAAUACUGACAACUUUGUGACCGAUGAGACAGUGAUACGAAAAUACGGAGAAACUUUAGUCGCUAACGUGAAACGGACUUGGACUGAAAUUGAAGCGCAUCGUUUGAAACAUUGCGAACCUUCUUCUAAAAACACAUCAUAAUCAAACAGGAGAUACAUUUAGUACAAAUCAAAUUUUACGUUAAAUGUGUAUUGAGAUUAAAAUAAUACCAGAUGAAUCAUAACGGCUGUAUUAUUUCUUGAACGUUAUGUUUGCUACUUAAAUGUUUAAUAAUACUGUAUAUUCGCAAUUACAUGAUUUAUGGUCAAUAACCGUAUUUGUUAGUGCAAGUUAAAUCAUCGUUCUUAUGAAUGUAUUAUACCUGGAUAUACGUAUGUUUAUUAACGUGUAUGUACACUCGUUAUUGGCUCGAUAGCGCUUCUGAAUUGCACACAUACGUGAUAUUACAUUUGCAUUUAAGUAAAACUAUAGAAUUUAUGUAACGGUAUGGCCCGUUAGUGCCGCUUUUUUGCAGAUGACAUUUUUACACAGUAUUGCUUAGUAGCCAUGCAUUCAUUAAACGAUUAUUCAAAGCCGGUCGUAAUUAAUGCGACGCUUAACAUGCAUUGUGUACAAUCUGACAAUUUAAAUAAAACACAUCCUAUUACAUAA
Messenger RNA from Dreissena polymorpha, 2675 nucleotides. RefSeq names its product beta-1,4-galactosyltransferase galt-1-like. The coding region runs from base 969 to 2165 and encodes 398 amino acids. The record is from RefSeq and is a predicted model, not a curated record. The transcript is spliced from 3 exons. Lineage: Eukaryota; Metazoa; Mollusca; Bivalvia; Myida; Dreissenidae.